Messenger RNA from Helobdella robusta, 476 nucleotides. RefSeq lists its product as hypothetical. The record is from RefSeq and is a predicted model, not a curated record. The annotation marks the transcript as partial. The transcript is spliced from 3 exons. NCBI's taxonomy places the organism in Eukaryota, Metazoa, Annelida, Clitellata, Rhynchobdellida, Glossiphoniidae.
GUUGUUCGUGGACUACAUACACCAACCUCCAAUUGUUCGGAGGAAUGGUUCAAUCUUCAGUGACUUCAUUACCUGCCUGCCAAAAUCUUUGUGCCAGUACUCCAGGAUGUCAAGCCAUUGAAUGGGUUCCUAAUAACGGCGUAGGCUCGCAAUGUUUCACAUUCACUUCUUCAGCUGUUCCGACUAUCAGCGCAUCUGGAAUUAACCAUUACAUUUGUUCAGGGACUACCGCGGUCACAUCAACUCCAGGUUGUUCGUGGACUACAUACACCAACCUACAAAUGUUCGGAGGAGUGGUACAACCUUCAGUGACUUCAUUACCUGCCUGCCAAAAUCUUUGUGCCAGUACUCCAGGAUGUCAAGCCAUUGAAUGGGUUCCUAAUAACGGCGUAGGCUCGCAAUGUUUCACAUUCACUUCUUCAGCUGUUCCGACUAUCAGCGCAUCUGGAAUUAACCAUUACAUUUGUUCAGGUUGA